UGCCUUGCCUGUAACUCAGCAAAUGACAGAAAUGAGCAUUUCAAGAGAGGACAAAAUAACUACCCCGAAAACAGAGGUGUCAGAGCCAGUUGUCACUCAGCCCAGUCCAUCAGUUUCUCAGCCCAGUAUUUCUCAAAGUGAAGAAAAAGCUCCUGAGUUACCCAAACCAAAGAAGAACAGAUGUUUCAUGUGUAGAAAGAAAGUUGGCCUUACAGGAUUUGACUGCCGAUGUGGAAAUUUGUUUUGUGGACUUCACCGUUACUCUGACAAGCACAACUGUCCAUAUGAUUACAAAGCAGAAGCUGCAGCAAAAAUCAGAAAAGAGAAUCCAGUUGUUGUGGCUGAAAAAAUCCAGAGAAUAUAAAUUACUACUUGUGAAGAGACUGAAACUUUGUUUUUAUUUUAAUAUAUCGUAGGAAAACAUUAAAGAGCAGAUGCAUGGCCAUUUUCCUUUGAUGUUCUCCAGAGUUUUACUUUACACUUGUCUGUCUUAUAAUUGAUAUUUUAGAAUGUUUGGGUGUUUGUUACAGGCAGAAUUGGAUAGAUACAGCCCUACAAAAUGUAUAUGCCCUCCCCUGAAUAAAAUUGGAUAAAAAUCUGCACAGCAAAUUGAAAUACACAAAUAAUAGGGACAAAAUUUAGUUCCCAUGUGCCAAACAAAAUAAAUGAAAUCUCUGCAUGUUUGCAGCAUUAUCUGCCUUUUGGGAAUGUAAUCAAGGUAUAAUCUUUGGCUAGUGUUAUGUGCCUGUAUAUUUUUAAAAAUGGUACACCAGAAAAGGACUGGCAGUCUACUUCUGUCAUAGUUUUAACUUCACCUUCUUAAUUUUCACAUGUUCUUUGGAAGCAGGAAGAAUGCUGUAAGGAGGAUCAGAUCUUCCCAUGAAAUCAGUAUUUGGUGCCAUAUGUAAGCCUGGUUCAAUUGGUCUUAUAAAAGCUGUCAAAUAAGACAUUCUGUGAAAGGUAAACAUCACAGCCGGUUAAAAGUAAAACCAUCAAGCCAACAACUGGGUCUUGAGGUAAUCUUUGAAGCUUACUGUGCUGGCCUGCACCAGAAGAUACCUGCAUUAUUCUCAUUACUAAAAAUAUGUAGCACAGAACUGCGUUAGGAUUAAUUUGUUUACAAGAAGAAGUUAAAACUGUUUGGUUUUCAUAUACAGCAGCUCUAUUGAAUAACAUGCAUCUGAAUUUUAAGUUGCAAAGGUAUCCGAACAGUUAAUUUUUCAUGUGCAUCUUUUGUUGAAUGUUUUGGUUUAAGAAAGAAUGUUUAAAGCUUUUUAAAGACUUCAGUUCUUAAUGUAACUGUAUCCUUCUGCAUGGAAAAUCAUAACCAACAUGGCUGCAGUAGACUUCUUAGUGGUAUCCAGCACCACUUGCAGAGGGCUGCUUUAUCAUAUUAAUUGUACUUGGGUGUAGGACUCUAGUGUUCUUGGGUGUAUUGCAUGGGCUGCAUUAUCUACAGCAUUGUACAAUAACAACUAGAAAAGGCAGUAUACUUCACUGAUGCUUGUCUGGUAAUAUCACUUCUGUGUUAUAAUGGAAGGUUUUUUUGUGAUGUAUGAAACUUGUGUUUUUAUAUAUAAAUGAGCAUAGAGAUUAGUGUUGUGGUAAUGCCUGUUUCCAUCUGUAAAUAGUUAAGUAUGUACACGAGGCACUACUUCUGAUUUAUUGCAGUGUUCGGUCCUAGUUUUUACUUUUAUUCUUAAAGCAUUCAAUUUUGCUUUUAAUUUUAUGUACCUUAGUUCUGAGUUAGAUCUGCAGAUGUGUACAGAUAGUUCAUAUUUAUGUAUUGCACAUAAUCAUGCUCUUCAGCAUUGAUGCUAUAUUGUAUUAUGUAAAUAAUAAAAGCCAUGUACAGAGGGAAACUUCCACUUGUUCAUUGGGUUUUUAAGCUUUAGUUAGAAUCCUAAAGGGGAAAAUAGAAAAUGUUUCAUAUUCAACUUUAUAGUUGUAUAUACAGACUUUGCAUGGCUGUAUUAUAAAUUUAUAUUCUGUUGCCAUUCUUGAACUUGAUUAUCAAGUGAGAAUCACGAGUUAUUUGAAAAAUUUUCAAGUAUGGCACAUGAUGGACAAUUUGUUACUGAAGAUCUGAAUCUUCAGGAUCGAAAACAAUCUUAAAACUUGGAAAGGAAUGAAAUUCAAUUAUCACCUAUUUUUGUUAUCCAUGUUGUACUUGAAUCAGUGACUUAAGGCAUAAUUUUUUGUUCACAGAAGCAGUAGAGAAGAUGACCAUGAACUUUGUCUUUGCAGGUAAUACAGAAGGACAAAUAAUGGUUACAUGUAAUUUUGCUCCCUGGAACAACAGAAACCAAGAGCAAAACCAUUUCAGUUAGGCAUGGAAAUACUAACCCUUCAAUCUUGUCAACUCUUAGUGUGCUGCCACUUCUGCUUUAAGUAGAAGAAAGAUGUGUGUAGAAGUCCAUGUGUUGAUUUGAAGGUAGUAUCUCCCUCAGUAUGAAGACCUGAAUCACAGUAGAAUUGGAAAUUAUGGUAUUUAGAAAAGAAAGUUUUUCAAUUUUAAAAUGAGGCUCUAUCCCCUCCUACAUAUUGUCAACAAAAAAAUAUAUAAUUUAAAUCUUUUUCAAGUCUGAAUGUAGUGUGUGGGAGAUGGGGAGAUAAUGGGUCUUCAAAUUAUAUCAGUUUGUGAAAGUAGUAGCAAGAGAUUGUCAUGAAUAUUAUCACUUUUUAUAAGAAACAUUUGGACUUAGGAAUUGGUUUUUGUCAGAGCAUCACUAGGGAGAAGGAAGAUUUGUAGAUUCAGUUCUGCCAAGACUCUUGGAUUCAGACCUAAAUAUUUCUCUCAGUUCAGACAGUAUUUGCAAUGUGCACAGAUUUUUUAAAAACAACACUAUCUUGUUUCCUAUUUAAACAAUCUUUGUACCUCUAGCACUCAGCUUUGCUAGGAUGAAUUAGCUGUUUCACUGGGCUGUAAUCCUUUUGUAAAUCUAACCAUUCAGUAAGCCUUGCAUCUGAUGAGGAUAGGGCAGUGGGGUAUAGUGGUUAUGGUUAUGGACCUUGGGACCAGAAUAUCAUCAGGGUAAAAUUGUUUGCAUUGGCUGCUUCAUUGGUUAAAUGAUUGUAACUACUUGCUCUAGGAGUGUGAAGAGGACUAAAAAUUGCCUAGUAUGUAGUAUGGGCUGUUGUCCCAGUAUUACAAUUAAGUAAUGAUCUCUAGAACUUGGAGAGAAGAAUAUUUGAAAAUUUAAUGAGGUUGGUCACAUCAAGUUACAUGGUGAAAAGGUUAAGAUCUGUAAAACUGUUUCAGGUGAUUUGGAUCAUUUUCAGUAAGGUUUUCUUUGCAAAGUCUGCACGAAGUGAAGCAAGUAAUUAUAAAAAUGGGCAAAUGUCUACUAGUAAUGUAAUAAUAGAUGUUAUGCAAACUGCUAUUUUCUUUUUGAAUUGGUAAUAUAUUGACACGGUUUCAAAAUGAAUUUAUCUGUAUACAUUGAGAACCAGCCUCUCAUUCUGUCCUGUACCCUCUAUUUCAAAGGUGCAUGUACAUUUUGGGUAAAUUUUAUACUUAGAUUAUUUGGUCUCUUCCAUUUUGUGUAAAUGUUUUUUGAGUUUGUAAGAUUUAAUAUGACAUGUCUAUUUGAAUGCAGACUUAACAGUGCUUUUUGUCCAUAGUAUUAAUAAUUUUGGAGACUGACAGAUAAGGUUGCUGUUACCUAGAAGAGUUUAUGUGGAUAAGGCAACAGCUUUUAAUGAAAAGAAACUCGGAAGUUGCACAAAUCAGUUUGUAAAACCUCCUUUUGAAACAAGUGUACAUGUGCAACAAUA
This is a messenger RNA of Ictidomys tridecemlineatus (thirteen-lined ground squirrel), 3777 nucleotides long. The record is from RefSeq and is a predicted model, not a curated record. NCBI's taxonomy places the organism in Eukaryota, Metazoa, Chordata, Mammalia, Rodentia, Sciuridae.